Messenger RNA from Ziziphus jujuba (common jujube), 2197 nucleotides. RefSeq names its product receptor-like protein 43. NCBI's taxonomy places the organism in Eukaryota, Viridiplantae, Streptophyta, Magnoliopsida, Rosales, Rhamnaceae. The record is from RefSeq and is a predicted model, not a curated record. The coding region runs from base 53 to 2071 and encodes 672 amino acids. Gene Ontology annotation, molecular function: protein binding. The transcript is spliced from 2 exons.
GAUCAGCAGAGUCCCUUGCAAUUGAGUGAGGAAGAUAAGCAUACAUAUUGACAUGGAGUCUUUUUUAUUUUCUUACUUCAUCUUUGUUCAGAUGCUUUUGUCACUCUCACUGGUUUUUCCUCAACAUGCUUUUUCUUUUGUGCAAACCAGGUGCCAUGACCACGAGAAGUCUGCACUGUGGCAAUUCGAGCAGAUCUUUAUCAUUGACAUGAGCGCUUCUCAUGAUCCUUCCUCAUAUCCGACACUUUCGUCUUGGAAUUACAACAACGAUUGUUGCUCAUGGGAUGGCGUGGAUUGCAAUGAGGAUACCGGUCGUGUCAUCGGGCUUGACCUCAGUAGCAGCUGCCUCUUUGGUUCUAUCAACUCCAACAGCACCCUUUUCCAUCUUGUUCAUCUUCAAAGCCUUAACCUUGCAGACAAUAACUUCAACUACUCUACAAUCCCAACUCGGCUAGCUCAUCUUUCACACCUGACAUAUCUCAAUCUCUCACGUUCCCGCUUUUUUGGUCAAGUUCCCACAGAAAUUUCACAGCUCUCAAAGCUAUCCUCCUUAGAUUUGUCUUACAACAUUGAUUCCGUGGAUAAAAGGCUUUUGAGACUCGAAGGUUUCAGUUUCAAAAGCCUAAUCCACAACUUAACAAGUCUUGAAAAGCUUAUUCUUAGCACUGUUGACAUAGCAUCUACAGUGCCUGAAAGGCUUGCAAACUUGUCUUCUUUGACAACUAUGAACCUAGAAAGUUGCAGUUUACUUGGGGAAUUUCUUACUAAAGUUUUUUAUCUGCCACUUUUACAGGAUCUUAAUGUGAACUUCAACGACGAUCUCAGUGGCUACUUGCCAGAAUUUGACUUGAGGAAUUCGCUCAAAUACCUGAAGGUGUCUAGCACAAGUUUCUCUGGUGAAAUUUCGCCAUCUAUUUGCAAUCUGAGUUCACUGCACAUCCUUGCUCUAUCUUCCAGCAACUUGGGUGGAAAACUCCCUCCAUGUUUAGGGAACUUCAGUUCAAUGUCCAUGCUGAAAUUAUAUGGAAACAACUUCUGCGGAAGCAUUCCAGAUACAUGGACAAAUAACUGUAGGAUGAGGGUGAUGGACUUGAGUGAAAACCAAUUUCAGGGUCAUUUCCCAAGAUCCUUGGCAAACUGCACAUUGCUUGAGCUUCUUGACAUUAAAAAAAACCAGAUUGAAGAUAGUUUUCCAUUUUGGUUGGAAACUCUUCCUGAGUUGUUUGCUCUAUUUAUGAGUUCUAAUAGAUUCCAUGGUGCUAUAGGAGAGCCUCAAAGCAAAGUUUCAUUCCCCAAGUUGCAGAUUAUUGAUCUAUCUCACAACAAUUUCUCUGGACAUCUGCCUUGGGGAUACUUCCAACAAUGGAAUGCCAUGAAAGUUUUUGACAACACACAUGAGUUGACUUAUUUGAAUGGCAGUUAUUGUGGAAAAAAUUGGACUUUGAGUUUCUUCUACUCAAUGAAAGUUACAAAUAAAGGCAUAGUCCUGGAUUAUGGAAAAAUCCCAGAUUUCUUAAAGAUGAUGGAUCUGUCCAAUAAUCGGUUUGAAGGAGAUAUUCCAGAGUUGAUAGGAAAUCUAAAGGGUCUUAGUUCCCUCAAUAUUUCCAACAAUAUUCUCACAGGUCCAAUCCCAUCAUCUUUAGGGAACCUAUCUUACCUUGAAGUUUUGGACCUUUCUCAUAACAAGCUAUCAGGAGAAAUUCCAUUGCAGCUCACACAGCUCAAUUUCCUUGGAUCUUUCAGUGUGGCUAACAAUAACCUCACAGGGGCCAUACCGCAGGGGAAACAAUUUGACACAUUUCCAAACAGCUCAUUUGAAGGAAACAUGGGAUUGUUCGGGAGUCCAUUGUCAAAUAAAUAUGGAAACUCAGAGGAAAACUCACCACCUGAUCCAUCUCCAACAGUUCAAGAGGAGGAGGAAGAGUCUGUGUUGGAAUUAGACUGGAAAGCUGUAGUGAUUGGGUGUGGAUGUGGGAUAGUCAUUGGGAUUGUGGUUGGUCAUUUUGUAAUUGAAUAUAAACAUGACUGGUUUGUUGAAACAUAUGGAAUUUGGAAGAGAAAACAAGGGUAAAUAAGAAUGCUCUAGUUGAAAAGAAAAAAAAAAGAAAAAUUUCCUUUUAAUUCUUACAUUGUUGUUGCUAGUAACAAUAUACUAUGAAGAUCUUUUUUUAUUUCUCUCUUAUUUAUUUAUUUUUAA